GUGCUGAUUGGCUCUCAUCUCUGUCACUCCCUUUCGGCCUAGUGGCGCGCGGCGCGGUAGCGCUGGGCAGGAGCGUGAGAGGAGGCGGUAGCGGCGGAAGUGGCCGGCGAUCCCGGUCCCCGCCGACACCAUGCUCCCCCUGUCCUUGCUGAAGACGGCUCAGAACCACCCCAUGCUGGUGGAGCUCAAAAAUGGGGAGACAUACAACGGGCACCUGGUGAGCUGUGACAACUGGAUGAACAUUAACCUGCGUGAGGUCAUCUGCACGUCCAGGGACGGGGACAAGUUCUGGCGGAUGCCCGAGUGUUACAUCCGCGGCAGCACCAUCAAGUACCUGCGCAUUCCUGACGAGAUCAUUGACAUGGUCAAGGAGGAGGUGGUGGCCAAGGGCCGCGGCCGUGGUGGCCUGCAGCAGCAGAAGCAGCAGAAGGGCCGUGGCAUGGGGGGCGCUGGGCGAGGUGUGUUUGGCGGCCGGGGCCGAGGAGGGAUUCCAGGCACGGGCAGAGGCCAGCCAGAGAAGAAGCCAGGCAGACAGGCGGGCAAGCAGUGAGUCCUCCCCAGAGACCGAGCCGCGCCUCCCUCCCGCCCGCUUCAUGGGUCUCCUCCAGUUCAUGGAUGUGUCCUGAGAGAAAAGAAGCAGCAGGUGGGGGGAGGACCCCCCUCACACACACUGCAUUUUGUGAUUCUCCACUUUAGGUGAAGUUUCUUUUUUUUUAACCAGCAGUUCUACAGUUGGGAAUGUCCUUUGGGUGUUUUUGGUUUUGUGAAGUCACCAUCUCAGCAGCCAGCUUGAUCCUGGAAGAUUCUGUGUAUUUAAGGCAGCUUUGAAGCCCUCGCUCUUGUUUUAAGGACAUUUUCCAAACAGAUUUGUUUUGCAUUUAGCACUGCAGCCUCUCGUGGCAGUGAAGAGACAGGAGGUUUUUAUUUCCAGCCGUUCCUGCUUAGAUUGACAGACUUCAGAGUUUCCUUAAACGAGGCCCCAAAAUUGCCUUUUAAAACAAAUGCAGACGAAUGACGUAUGCCUUAGAACCUGUUCAGGGAUGUUGCUGGGCCCUGCCUCUCCGUUUCCUCUCUGUGUUACAAAAAUAAAAUGGAUCCAACUACA
Messenger RNA from Galeopterus variegatus (Sunda flying lemur), 1105 nucleotides. RefSeq names its product LSM4 homolog, U6 small nuclear RNA associated (S. cerevisiae) (gene LSM4). The transcript is spliced from 5 exons. NCBI's taxonomy places the organism in Eukaryota, Metazoa, Chordata, Mammalia, Dermoptera, Cynocephalidae. Gene Ontology annotation, biological process: nuclear-transcribed mRNA catabolic process; spliceosomal snRNP assembly; P-body assembly. Gene Ontology annotation, cellular component: spliceosomal tri-snRNP complex; P-body; U6 snRNP. Gene Ontology annotation, molecular function: U6 snRNA binding. The coding region runs from base 131 to 550 and encodes 139 amino acids. The record is from RefSeq and is a predicted model, not a curated record.